Molecule: messenger RNA, 231 nt
Organism: Adineta steineri
Lineage: Eukaryota; Metazoa; Rotifera; Eurotatoria; Adinetida; Adinetidae
Source: the annotation of a GenBank genome assembly
AUGUCAUCGGGGAAAUCCUCUGAGUUUGGAAAUAGUUGUGUAACAAUUUGGGAUUCUGGGAAAAGAAUGGAUUUUUCAGGCUUUCUCAUUAAUGAUCCAGUAUGGAAGUUAGACCAAGGUAAUGCUGUUUCGGAGAUUCUCAUCGAUCAUCCAACUACUCUUAGUAAUUAUGUUCCAGUCAAUCUUGGCGAUUAUGAUCAUCCCAUCAUCAUCGAGGAUGAUGAUGAUUAA